Messenger RNA from Elephantulus edwardii (Cape elephant shrew), 2217 nucleotides. RefSeq names its product zinc finger protein 91-like. Gene Ontology annotation, molecular function: DNA-binding transcription factor activity; RNA polymerase II cis-regulatory region sequence-specific DNA binding. Gene Ontology annotation, biological process: regulation of transcription by RNA polymerase II. The coding region runs from base 1 to 2217 and encodes 738 amino acids. Lineage: Eukaryota; Metazoa; Chordata; Mammalia; Macroscelidea; Macroscelididae. The transcript is spliced from 3 exons. The record is from RefSeq and is a predicted model, not a curated record.
AUGUCUUAUGAACAGGCUUUUGGUGAGACUUCAUCCCUCACUAAACAAGUGAGAUCUCAGAGUGUAGAGAGGCCUUACGCAUGUAAGGAAUGUGGGAAAGCAUUCAGUCGGACCUCCACCCUUAUGACACACAUAAGAACUCACACUGGAGAGAAGCCUUUUGAAUGUCUGGAGUGUGGGAAAGCCUUCAGGCAGCUCCCAGCCCUCACUGCGCACAUCAGAACUCACACUGGAGCGAGGCCCUAUGAUUGUAAGGAAUGUGGGAAAGCCUUCAGGCAGCUCUCAGCCCUCACAGCACAUAGAAGGAUUCACACUGGAGAGCGGCCUUACAAAUGUCAGGAGUGUGGGAAAUGCUUCAAUCUGCCGUCCCACCUCAGCCGGCAUAUAUAUUGUCACAGUGGAGACAGACCUUAUGAAUGUAAUAAAUGUGAGAAAUCCUUUAGUGAUACUUCAGCGCUCUCUACACAUCUAAGAAUUCACAGUGGAGAGAAGCCUUACGAAUGUAUUGAAUGUGGGAAGGCCUUUAGUCAGGCAUCACACUUCACUACACAUCUAAGUUCUCACUCUGGAGAGAGACCUUACUGCUUUUGUAAGGAAUGUGGGAAAGCCUUCAUGUGUCCUUCAAACCUUACUAAACAUUUAAGAACACACAGUGGAGAGAAGCCUUAUGUUUGUAAAGAAUGUGGAAAAGCCUUUAAUCAUGCCUCCUCACUCACUGAGCAUACGAGAAUUCACAGUGGUGAGAAGCCUUAUGAAUGUAAGGAGUGUGGGAAGGCCUUCAGUUACGCCUCAUCUCUUGUUACACAUAUACGAGUUCACACUGGAGAGAAGCCCUAUAUAUGUAAGGAGUGUGGGAAAGCCUUCAGCCAGGCUUCCUCACUUACCACACAUUUGAGGACUCACAGUGGAGAGAGGCCUUACGAAUGUCAAGAAUGUGGGAAAGCCUUUAAUAGGGCGUCUGGCCUCAACAAGCAUAUGCGGAACCACAGUGAUGUCAAGCCUUACGUCUGUAAGGAGUGUGGGAAGGCCUUCUGCCAGGGCUCCCAGCUCACUAGGCACGUCAGCUGUCACAGUAGGGACCGGCCGUAUGAGUGUGAUGAGUGUGGCAAAGGCUUCCGGCAGAUCUCCUCACUCACUCGGCACAUGAAGAGCCACAGUGGAGAGAGGCCUUACGAGUGUCAGGAGUGUGGGAAGUGCUUCACUCUGUCCUCCCACCUGGCCAGGCACAUCAGUACACACAGUGGCGAGAGGCCCUAUGAGUGUAAGGAGUGUGGGAAAGCCUUUAACGACUCCUCAGCCCUGACCACACACAUUAGAACACACAGUGGGGAGAAGCCCUACGAAUGUACGAUCUGUGGGAAGGCUUUCAGUCAGGCCUCCAAUUUCAAUAGACACAAGACUGCCCACAAUGGACAGAGACCCUAUGAAUGUAAGGAGUGUGGGAAAGCCUUCCGGUCUUCCUCAAACCUUAACAGCCAUAUAAGAAUUCACAGUGGAGAGAGGCCUUACGAGUGCAGCGAGUGUGGGAAGGCCUUCAGUCACGCGUCCUCCCUCAAUGACCAUGUGCGAACCCACAGUGGGGAGAAGCCUUACGCGUGUAAGGACUGUGGGAAGGCCUUUAGCUACGCCUCGUCCCUCAUCACCCACAUCAGGACCCACACUGGGGAGAGGCCCUACGCCUGUAAGGAGUGCGGGCGCGCCUUCAGCCACGCGUCCGCCCUCACCACACACAUCAGAAUCCACAGUGGAGAGAGGCCGUACGGCUGUAAGUACUGUGGGAAGGCCUUCAGUCUGUCCUCACACCUCAGCAGACACCUCAUCUCUCACACUAAGGAGAAGCCCUAUGAAUGUACGGAGUGUGGCAAGGCCUUUAGUGACUCCUCGGCCCUCUCCACCCACAUCAAAACUCACCGGGGGGAGAAGCCCUACGAGUGUGAGCAGUGCGGGCGGGCCUUCAGUCGCCUGUACAACCUCACCAGACACGCCAACUGUCACAAGGGGGAGACGCCUUGUCAGUGCGGAGUCUGUGGCGCGACGUUCCGCGACUUCCCGGCCCUCACUGCUCACAUGCGUGUUCACAGUGGGGAGAGGCCUUACGAGUGUGAGGAGUGUGGGGAGUCCUUCAGCUCGUCCUCCCACCUCACCGCACACAUCCGCUCCCACAGCGAAGGGACCACCGUGUAUCAGACGUGGGACGGUUCCUUCUUACUGCUGUAG